Messenger RNA from Bipolaris sorokiniana ND90Pr, 850 nucleotides. RefSeq lists its product as uncharacterized. The record is from RefSeq and is a predicted model, not a curated record. The coding region runs from base 122 to 850 and encodes 242 amino acids. Lineage: Eukaryota; Fungi; Ascomycota; Dothideomycetes; Pleosporales; Pleosporaceae. The transcript is spliced from 4 exons.
GAUAUGAAAACAAACUACAAAUGGCGCCGGAUGGGAUUCAAACUGCAAAAGAUACGUGUGGUAUGGAUACGCUUGCUUGAUUCGCCCGGUGAAAGGGGAGCGGUAGGCGGAAUGCACAACGAUGUCGUUGUGCAUGAUGUCUUCUUGUCCAAGAACGCUAGGACGGUUCCGAGCAUUCGCAAACAUUGGCAUAGAACGGCGCGGACAUGUGUCCUCUGCAUCCUCGUACGAUCAAGGGACCAAACCAUUGCUCCGAUUUCCCUUUUUGAGUCAUACAGGUACAGUUGGUCUGUCUUUGCACAGGCGAUGCACAGGCAAUUUCGAGAACCAACGACAAAGAACUAACGGACGCGUUCCUUUUCUGGCGAGAUAUGGCAACCGCCCGUCCCUGCAUCUCUUGAUGCCCGAUUGGUUAGCCGUGCUGUCGUUGUUGGUACCAGCGUUGCCCUGGGGUGCCGAAGAAUGCCAUGGAUGUGGGGAGGUUGGCUUGUGCGCCACAGUUGAAAUGCAGGGUGAGAUGGAUUCCGGUGUCGUAGCGCUUGAUAGGCAGGAUAGGACCGUCUACCAAGACACUUGGAUGGAAUUGAGGCAAUUUCGUCGUGGUGGACGAGGAAUGCGCUGCAUCACAUGUUCCAUCAACGAGUCGCAACCCAAGCAUCCCAAGAUCAACAUGUCUGGUGGUCGUGUCCGUGAGAUGCCGAGCCGGAUUUCAAUGACUAAGUUGAAGAUCAGGGUCAUGGAGAUCUUAUCGCGGUUCCCUUUGGUGUACAUGCCGCUCAGUAACCGGCCGCCUGUCGCCGACUACUCGUCUCAACCUUCCGUCCCAUCUCUUCCGCAGUUCGACGCCUAG